Thunnus maccoyii (southern bluefin tuna) is the source of this 2467-nucleotide messenger RNA. It is a transcript of the gene ubb, whose product is annotated as ubiquitin B. Gene Ontology annotation, cellular component: nucleus; cytoplasm. The coding region runs from base 117 to 2405 and encodes 762 amino acids. The transcript has 3 exons. Gene Ontology annotation, biological process: protein ubiquitination; modification-dependent protein catabolic process. The record is from RefSeq and is a predicted model, not a curated record. Lineage: Eukaryota; Metazoa; Chordata; Actinopteri; Scombriformes; Scombridae. Gene Ontology annotation, molecular function: ubiquitin protein ligase binding; protein tag activity.
GGUAUAUAAUACAGUGUUUGUCUGUACUGCAGUAUAGAUCUUCAGCAGAAGUCGACCAGAAGACGACUCGAGACACAAAUAACAGAUAAUUUACUGCGUUUCUCGACUGUGCAAACAUGCAGAUCUUUGUGAAAACCCUCACUGGCAAGACCAUCACCCUUGAGGUUGAGCCCAGCGACACUAUUGAGAACGUGAAGGCCAAGAUCCAGGACAAGGAAGGCAUUCCCCCUGACCAGCAGAGGUUGAUCUUUGCCGGCAAGCAGCUGGAAGAUGGCCGCACCCUUUCUGACUACAACAUCCAGAAGGAAUCCACCCUCCAUCUUGUCCUGCGUCUGAGGGGUGGCAUGCAAAUCUUUGUGAAGACCCUCACCGGCAAGACCAUCACCCUUGAGGUUGAGCCCAGCGACACCAUUGAGAAUGUCAAGGCCAAGAUCCAGGACAAGGAAGGCAUUCCCCCUGACCAGCAGAGGUUGAUCUUUGCUGGCAAGCAGCUGGAAGAUGGCCGCACCCUCUCCGACUACAACAUCCAGAAGGAGUCCACCCUCCACCUUGUCCUGCGUCUGAGGGGUGGUAUGCAGAUCUUUGUGAAGACCCUCACCGGCAAGACCAUCACCCUUGAGGUCGAGCCCAGCGACACCAUUGAGAACGUGAAGGCCAAGAUCCAGGACAAGGAAGGCAUUCCCCCUGACCAGCAGAGGUUGAUCUUUGCCGGCAAGCAGCUGGAAGAUGGCCGCACCCUCUCCGACUACAACAUCCAGAAGGAGUCCACCCUCCACCUUGUCCUGCGUCUCAGGGGUGGCAUGCAGAUCUUUGUCAAGACCCUCACUGGCAAGACCAUCACCCUUGAGGUCGAGCCCAGCGACACUAUUGAGAACGUGAAGGCCAAGAUCCAGGACAAGGAAGGCAUUCCCCCUGACCAGCAGAGGUUGAUCUUUGCCGGCAAACAGCUGGAAGAUGGCCGCACCCUCUCCGACUACAACAUCCAGAAGGAGUCCACCCUCCACCUUGUCCUGCGUCUCAGGGGUGGCAUGCAGAUCUUUGUCAAGACCCUCACUGGCAAGACCAUCACCCUUGAGGUCGAGCCCAGCGACACCAUUGAGAAUGUCAAGGCCAAGAUCCAGGACAAGGAAGGCAUUCCCCCUGACCAGCAGAGGCUGAUCUUUGCCGGCAAGCAGCUGGAAGAUGGCCGCACCCUCUCCGACUACAAUAUCCAGAAGGAGUCCACCCUCCAUCUUGUCCUGCGUCUGAGGGGUGGCAUGCAGAUCUUUGUCAAGACCCUUACUGGUAAGACCAUCACCCUGGAGGUUGAGCCCAGUGACACCAUUGAGAACGUGAAGGCCAAGAUCCAGGACAAGGAAGGCAUUCCCCCUGACCAGCAGAGGUUGAUCUUUGCCGGCAAGCAGCUGGAAGAUGGCCGCACCCUCUCCGACUACAACAUCCAGAAGGAGUCCACCCUCCAUCUUGUCCUGCGUCUGAGGGGUGGCAUGCAGAUCUUUGUCAAGACCCUUACUGGUAAGACCAUCACCCUGGAGGUUGAGCCCAGUGACACCAUUGAGAACGUGAAGGCCAAGAUCCAGGACAAGGAAGGCAUUCCCCCUGACCAGCAGAGGUUGAUCUUCGCUGGCAAGCAGCUGGAAGAUGGCCGCACCCUCUCCGACUACAACAUCCAGAAGGAGUCUACCCUCCAUCUUGUCCUGCGUCUGAGGGGUGCAAACAUGCAGAUCUUUGUGAAGACCCUCACUGGCAAGACCAUCACCCUUGAGGUUGAGCCCAGCGACACCAUUGAGAAUGUCAAGGCCAAGAUCCAGGACAAGGAAGGCAUUCCCCCUGACCAGCAGAGGCUGAUCUUUGCCGGCAAACAGCUGGAAGAUGGCCGCACCCUCUCCGACUACAACAUCCAGAAGGAGUCCACCCUCCAUCUUGUCCUGCGUCUCAGGGGUGGCAUGCAGAUCUUUGUCAAGACCCUUACUGGCAAGACCAUCACCCUGGAGGUUGAGCCCAGUGACACCAUUGAGAAUGUCAAGGCCAAGAUCCAGGACAAGGAAGGCAUUCCCCCUGACCAGCAGAGGCUGAUCUUUGCUGGCAAGCAGCUGGAAGAUGGCCGCACCCUCUCCGACUACAAUAUCCAGAAGGAGUCCACCCUCCAUCUUGUCCUGCGUCUGAGGGGCGGCAUGCAGAUCUUUGUCAAGACCCUCACUGGCAAGACCAUCACCCUGGAGGUCGAGCCCAGUGACACCAUUGAGAACGUGAAGGCCAAGAUCCAGGACAAGGAAGGCAUUCCCCCUGACCAGCAGAGGCUGAUCUUUGCUGGCAAGCAGCUGGAAGAUGGCCGCACCCUCUCCGACUACAAUAUCCAGAAGGAGUCCACCCUCCACCUUGUCCUGCGUCUGAGGGGCGGUCAAUAAAUGAUUCCAUGUUUUUACUUGAUUUACGUGAUGACCAAACCCAAUAAAAGAUGAGAUUUAAA